Molecule: messenger RNA, 935 nt
Organism: Brassica napus (rape)
Lineage: Eukaryota; Viridiplantae; Streptophyta; Magnoliopsida; Brassicales; Brassicaceae
Exons: 1
Coding region: 174-710 (178 amino acids)
Source: RefSeq, a predicted model, not a curated record
UUUUUUGGCAUCAAAUUUUUCUAACACACAAAACAUAAACUCUCUCUAUUUAUAACACAACUCUUCGCUUUCUCUGACCACAUUAUUAUUAUUCCCACUCCUUUCACCGGAAAACGAGUUACGACUUACGAGUCAGCUCAACGAGUUACCAAGAAUCAAAAGAAAUACAUAAUAUGGGUAUAUGCAGUUCGACCGAGUCGACUCAAGUGGCGACGGCGAAGCUGAUCUUGCAAGACGGGAGGAUGAUGGAGUUCACGAAACCCGUGAAAGUCGGAUACGUUUUGCUUAAGAACCCCAUGUGUUUUAUCUGUAACUCGGACGAUAUGGAGUUCGACGAGGCCCUCUCCGCUAUUAGCGCCGACGAAGAGCUUCAGCUAGGGCAGAUAUACUUCGCUCUUCCUCUUCGCUAUCUUCGUCAGCCACUUCAAGCGGAGGAGAUGGCUGCAUUGGCCUCUAAAGCUAACUCUGCGCUCAUGCGAAGUGGUGGUGGCGGUGGUGGAGGAAGCUGUCGCCGGAGACGUGUGGAUCCUAUUGUUGCGGGUGAUAAAUAUCGCGUUAGAGUUGCCUCCUGUGAUGAUACGGUGGGUUCAGGCUUCGGAAGGAGGAAGGGGAGAAACGCUGACGGUGGUGGUGGUGGUGGUGGUGGUAGCACUAGUAGUCGCCGGAGGAGAGAAUGUUACGCGGCGGAGUUGAGUGUUAUAGAAGAGUGAAUGGUGGUUCUGGAAUUUGUUGAUAGUUGUAAUUAUGCUGAGGGUAGUUUAGCCAUUUAAGAAAAAAACAAUAUGCAAAUUUAGCAAUUUAGGAAAGUUAUCUUAUGGAAUUUUAGUAGCAUCUCCCAUUGAUUUGUGACAUUUGUCGAAUUAAGCUCUGUUCCUACACUUUUCCUUUUUCUCAUGAAGACUAAAAUCUCUAUGGUGGAUUUUUUUUGGUUGAUC